Molecule: messenger RNA, 2663 nt
Organism: Pieris brassicae (large cabbage white)
Lineage: Eukaryota; Metazoa; Arthropoda; Insecta; Lepidoptera; Pieridae
Gene: grn
Product: GATA-binding factor C-like
Exons: 8
Coding region: 310-1725 (471 amino acids)
Biological process (GO): positive regulation of transcription by RNA polymerase II; negative regulation of transcription by RNA polymerase II; cell fate commitment
Molecular function (GO): zinc ion binding; DNA-binding transcription factor activity, RNA polymerase II-specific; RNA polymerase II cis-regulatory region sequence-specific DNA binding
Source: RefSeq, a predicted model, not a curated record
CAUCGACGCCGCUUCGCGUAUCGUGCUUAAGUUGAAUCGCGCCUGCGCAAAUGAACUAAAAACCAUUUCAAAACAUCGCUCUCAACUCAUUUACACUAUAAUAAUUAUACAUUGAGUGUUCUGUGAUUGAAAUGAGCCUGCGGACGGAAUGGAGCAGAUUUCAGUGUUUAUCAGGCCAUUUUUAGUGAUUAGUGAUAGUGAUCGAAUUAAGUGAUACCAGACAGAUAGCAUUAAAGAUAGGCGCGUCAUGAAGCGGUAACUGACUGAAAUGCGGAUAGUGACUUACAGUGCGUGUUAAAAAAGCGAUGCAUGGUUUGUGAGAUCGGAUCAGUCAUGGACAUGAGCGGUGAGGGGGGCGCGGGGGCUCUUCAGCAGCGGUGGUACGACAGCCGGGUUAACGGCAGCCCGGCCGCUGCAGAAGUCUCGGAGACCAAUGGAGACUUCUUCCACUCGCCGUUAGAAGGCGGGCAUCACAGCCGCGCUCGGUACUACCAUCAACAGAUGCACGGAACGUACUCCUCAGCUGUUGGAUCACAUGGUCGGACAUUAGGUAGUGGUAGUGGUCAAGUGUGCAGGCCGCACUUCCACACGCCUCUGCAUCCGUGGCUGGACUCCAAGGCACUCGGAAGUGGCGCAUGGGGCAGCGGCUUCCAGCAGGAUGGCGCCGCAGAGAAACCCCUCUCCCCAGCACAGCAUCCACACCCUCACCCCCUCUUUUCAUUCCCUCCCACCCCUCCUAAAGACUCAACGCCGGACUCCGUAGCGGCUGCGGCGCUCGGCCAGCAGGAUUACCAGGCGGCCGUUGCCCACGCUACAGCCAUGAGCGUCGCGUUCAUGCAGCAGCAGCAGGAACUUCCUCUGUGCGGUGACGUCAAGCCCAUGAUGGGCGCACCGUCGAAGCAACGCGAAGGUGCGCAGCCAGACACGUGUCCUCAGGAGAGUCAGCCCUCUGGGGAGUACAACGCGCAAUACAACGCGGACUACUACAACUACCAGGGGAAGGGGUAUAGUGGGCAGCAGCAAAACAAACCGCGGCCGAACAAGACGCGUACGAGCGCUGAGGGCCGGGAGUGCGUCAACUGUGGAGCGACAAGCACUCCACUGUGGAGACGAGAUGGUACCGGGCAUUACCUAUGCAACGCCUGUGGACUUUACUACAAGAUGAACGGACAAAAUCGACCCCUCAUCAAGCCCAAACGAAGAUUGGUGAGUUCAUUGCAGUCAGCGGCGCGGCGGGCGGGCACCUCGUGCGCCAACUGCAAGACGACAACCACUACACUAUGGAGACGAAAUCAAAAUGGCGAACCUGUGUGCAAUGCGUGUGGACUCUACUACAAAUUACAUAAUGUAAACCGGCCAUUGACUAUGAAGAAGGAAGGCAUCCAGACGAGAAAUCGCAAGCUUAGCAGUAAGAGCAAAAAGAAGAAAGGAGGAAUGGGAAUGGGGGGAGGCGGGGCGUGUGCCCUCGCUUUGGGGGGCGUCAUGGGAGACAUGAUCAAACCUUUAGGGGACGGUUCGAAAGGUUUUGGGGGGUCAUUUCCAUCAGCCAUGGACUUUGGUCAGCACCAAGUAGGGUUAGUGCAUCCAGCGACGGCUCACAUGUCCCACUGGUAUGGAGCGCCGCACCAGGGUUUUGCCCCACCACCUGCCUCUCAUAACCCUUACCAUCACCACCACCUUGCGCAGCUUAAUUCAAUGGCUGGCUGGAGGAGUGAGUAUACGUGAUAAGUCUAUGAGUAUAAUAAUUUAAAUCGUCAUGAAGCCGAGCUUAGACGGCGACACAAUAGUAACUGUGAUUUCACAAACAUAACUCAUGUACUGAAUCACUUUGACACAUAACUUAAAUAAUAAGACUGUAACAGAAUUGAUGUUUGCGAGCAUAUCUCAUACAAAAAUCCCAUUUUUUCAACGCGUUUUACGCUUCCCCGAGUGUUUUACAAAUAGAGAAAUUGUACAGUAUUAUAACCUAGGUAAGUCUAAUGUCCGCUUAGAUUAAUGUCGGUAUUGUUAUCAUGUGUAUUUUGUAAAUAUAAGUUAUAUUCCGUUCCUGUAUAGAUUGUUUUAUUUAAUCUUUGUUCGCUCUAGGAAUUGUGAUGUGUUCAGAGUUUGACAGUUUUGUAAAUUUGAUUUGUAGACUUUAUUGAGAUGCAAUAGUAAUUUAUAUGAGUAGCGUUAAUCAUAUAAUUUGUAAAUAUAUCGGAAAUGUUUUAUGAGUUUGGUGGGAGCUAACAUCUUAAGACGUGUGGUUCGAUAAGAACCACCACCAUAUUAGGAAUGUGGUGUGACGGCUUAAAUUCUGAAUUCUAGUUCAUCGUGAUUAAUUCAAUGUAAGCUCGUGCCAGGCUCAUCCCAUAUAGGUCACAUUAUUUGGAUAUCUGUGAUCCAAUUCACUAAUAGUAUCGUGAAAUAUUUGUUUAUUAAACAUUAAGUUAUUGUGUGGCCAUAAUUGAUCAAUGUUAUUUGUGGACGCAGUACGUUUCAGUGAUGUGACUACGCCCAUAAAUUAUAUGUCAGUAUCCAAAAUGUAAAUACUAUUGUAAAUGGAAAAUUUUAGAAUAUAAACAGAUGUAAAUUAGCGAUCACAGAAAAGCCCAUUAAUAAUCCCAUCCGUAAAUUUUUAGUUUAUAAAUCAGAACAAUGUGAAGUUGUGUAUUUUAAAUAAA